Messenger RNA from Colletotrichum lupini, 813 nucleotides. RefSeq lists its product as uncharacterized. NCBI's taxonomy places the organism in Eukaryota, Fungi, Ascomycota, Sordariomycetes, Glomerellales, Glomerellaceae. The record is from RefSeq and is a predicted model, not a curated record. The coding region runs from base 1 to 813 and encodes 270 amino acids. The transcript has 5 exons.
AUGGAUCGAUCCGGCAAUCUGAAAUCUGGAUUCUAUUUUCUUACCCCUGAGAUUAGCCAAGGAUACCCGAGUCAUCCCAUGUCCGUUCCAAGUUUCGCAAUGAUUGCACUGCUUUCCAAUUCGGAUGAAACAAGCGGGUUUCUAUAUCAAUCCAGAAAACAUGAAAACAGUGCCCGUGAACUUAUCAAGCAUUGUUUAAGGGGCUAUUUCGGCCGGCUUCCCAGUGGGAUAGACUUGGCCUAUGACUCGGGGAUCCCUUUCGGGCCUGCCAAGCGCGCCGGGCCGGGCGGGGCCCCCUUAACGGACGGACACGGACUCUGUCAAAGGUCGGGCCCGCGGCGCCGGGUCAUGUGGAGGGACACGUGGGAUAUUGGCAGUAUACUGGAUUCAUGGGACCGGAGUUGGUGGGAUACCGGGCAGGCUCAUACUUACCGACUUCUCCAGGUCGUCAAGCUGAACUCACCGUUGUCUGACCGAGCGGUUAGUUUACUUGGCAUGCUUAUGUGCCUUGGUGACAGCUACUCGGAUCGAUUCCAAGCCCCGCAAUCCUUUGGGCCAUCCUGUAUCGUUGCACAGGGAACGUCUUCCGCAUCGCGUCGUUGGUUUGAGUUGCGACAUCAGGUCGACGACAUGUCUGCUUUCUUUGAGUAUCUUGGUGCUGCGGUAAUCUUUCUGGUUUCUGACUUUGGAGUACAAUUACAACGAAUUCAAUUGCUCUCGGAUGUAAACAUGUCCGCGACGGAGUUUCCCUCACGAAGCCAAUGCCAUUUGAAUCCGAUACAAGCCCAUGAUCAAACGCCGAGACGGGCAUAG